AUGCUAUCAAAGUUGAUGGACUUUCUAAGCGCCUGUUGGCGGAGAAGAUCCUCGGCUCGAAAAUCAUCCGAUGUUUGCGGAAAGAAGGAAGGUUUGCUUUGGUACAAGGAUGCCGGCCAACACUUGUUUGGUGAUUAUUCCAUGGCGGUUGUGCAGGCUAAUAACCUGCUUGAAGAUCAGAGUCAGAUUGAGUCUGGUCCCCUUAGUUUUCUUGAUACUGGACCUUAUGGUACUUUUGUUGGUGUUUAUGAUGGUCAUGGUGGACCUGAGACUUCUCGUUUCGUUUGUGAUCACCUCUUCCAGCAUUUGAAACGAUUCGCGACUGAGCAGAAGUCUAUGUCUGUGGAGGUUAUUCGGAAGGCGUACCAAGCCACAGAAGAAGGUUUUCUGGGAGUGGUUACUAAGCAGUGGCCUAUAAAUCCUCAGAUUGCUGCUGUGGGAUCUUGUUGUUUGGUUGGUGUGAUUUGUGGUGGUUCUCUCUAUAUUGCGAACCUUGGUGAUUCUCGUGCCGUGCUUGGACGGACUGUUAAGGCAACUGGGGAGGUUUUGGCAAUCCAGCUUUCGCCAGAGCAUAAUGUGGCCAUAGAAUCUGUUAGACAAGAGAUGCAUUCCUUGCAUCCGGAUGACCCGAAAAUUGUCGUUCUAAAGCACAAUGUGUGGCGUGUGAAGGGUUUGAUACAGGUUUCUAGAUCCAUUGGUGAUGUAUACCUUAAAAAGGCAGAGUUUAACAAGGAACCACUGUAUGCUAAGUUUCGCCUUCGGGAAACUUUUAAAAGUCCAAUUUUGAGCUCUGACCCAUCCAUUUCUACACAUGAGCUACAAGAGCACGAUCAAUUUCUGAUAUUUGCCUCUGAUGGUCUUUGGGAACACCUUAGCAAUCAGGAUGCUGUUGAUAUAGUUCAAAAUCAUCCUCACAGUGGGAGUGCUCGGAAGCUGAUCAAAGUGGCUUUGCUUGAAGCGGCGAAGAAAAGAGAGAUGAGGUACUCUGAUCUGAAGAAAAUUGAUCGUGGUGUCCGCCGUCAUUUUCACGAUGACAUCACAGUUGUAGUAGUAUUUCUUGACUCGAAUCUUGUCAGCAGAGCGAGCACAGUAAGAGGCCCUCCUUUGUCACUGAGGGGAGCUGGUGUUCCCUUACCGUCUAGAUCUUUGGCCCCAAUGGAACUUCCAGGUCCUGGCUGA
Lathyrus sativus (Indian pea) is the source of this 1179-nucleotide messenger RNA. The record is from the annotation of a GenBank genome assembly. Lineage: Eukaryota; Viridiplantae; Streptophyta; Magnoliopsida; Fabales; Fabaceae.